Labrus mixtus (cuckoo wrasse) is the source of this 3287-nucleotide messenger RNA. It is a transcript of the gene lrwd1, whose product is annotated as leucine-rich repeats and WD repeat domain containing 1. Gene Ontology annotation, molecular function: chromatin binding; protein binding. Gene Ontology annotation, cellular component: nuclear origin of replication recognition complex. Bases 66 to 2300 code for a protein of 744 amino acids. The record is from RefSeq and is a predicted model, not a curated record. The transcript is spliced from 16 exons. NCBI's taxonomy places the organism in Eukaryota, Metazoa, Chordata, Actinopteri, Labriformes, Labridae. Gene Ontology annotation, biological process: establishment of protein localization to chromatin; chromatin organization.
CCGGGAAAGCUCAGUUUGUGCAGGAGGAGUGAGAUCUCUGAAGUCGUUGAAGUGUAAGGUAAAAUAUGGAGAAAAUCACAGAGAAGCUUCUGCUGGAGAAAUGCUCUCCAAAGACCAACAAGCUGGAGCAAAUCAAGACACUGAACCUAUCCAAGAUGGCUCUGAAGCAUCAGGAUUUGUCCGUCAAGCUGCUGUCCCGUCUUCAGUCCCUGGAGCGUUUGGAUCUGUCGGGAAACCGGCUGCAGGAGUUACCAAAGAAGCUGAAGCUGCCCGCGCUCCGCUACCUGGACCUCAGCGACAACCAGAUGGAGGACGUAACAACUCUGGAGUCUGUGUGUGGUGUUGAAGAGCUCAAGAUGGAGGACAACCUUUACAUCACUGUCAGCGAUAACUACAAGAUGAUGGUGUUGUUGCCCAACUUGAGGAUUUUCAACAGUAAAGAUGUCACAACCACGGCCAACCACGUCCGCUUCAUCUACAGCGAGAACCUGAGGACCAGGAUUGUUGCAGUUUGGGAGAAGAGCUUCAGCCUCCCUGAUCCCAUCACAGCAGAGAGCAUGUCUGCGUUGGAGACAAAGUUUGUCAACGUGGCCCGUCAGCAGGUUAAAUAUGGACCCAAUUCAGUCAGUGACUUCACCAAAUGGAGGGUGGAGAUUUUGGCCAAGGAGUAUCUGCUCUCUCUGACGGAACCAAAAGAUGAAGCCGAGGGGAAGGGGUCUAACAAAACUCAAGAGAACUGUUGUGCCUCAACACCUACCAAGAGGAGACAAACAGAUUCAGAGACAGAGGACAACAUCACACCUGGUAAGAGACCAUGUGCAGAUCUCCCAGCCUCCCCAGCUCCAGGCAGUGCUCAGAAGUCCAGGGUCCGCCCCAGACUUCAGGCGCUCCCAGCCUCCCCGGCUCCAGGCGGUGCUCAGAAGUCCAGGGGCCACCCCAGACUUCAGGAACUAACACAGACUGUGAGGAUGAGCCCUCGCAAAGUGGUUCGGCCUCCUUCUACCCCCACCAGAGGACAGAGGGGAGCGGAGUCUCCCAGAAGAGGCUCCAAAGUGGGACAAAGUGAAGAGGAUGAAGAGGUCUGCAAAAAAGAGUUUAAAGCCAAAGAGCUGCACACAGAGCCGGUGCACCUGAAGCCUCUCCACGUCCUCCAGUGUCACAGUAAACAGGACAACUCUGAGGAUUUCUCCACCCAGCUGUGGGCCUGUGCUUUCCAGCCGCUGCCAGAUUCAACAGGGGCCGGAGGAAGCCGUCUGGUUGCGACUUGUGGAGGAGACUCUCUCUGUGUGAUCGACUGUGAGACGGGGAUGGUGAUGAAGAAGUACAAAGUCCCUGGCGAGGAGUUCUUCUCCCUGGCCUGGUCCACAGUGUUGAUGUCCAGAGGGGGCGGGGCCUCCGCUCAGCACUGCAGCAUUCUGGCGGCCGGUGGUAAGAGAGGUCUGGUCAAACUGAUCCACCCCAGGAACAACGUGGCCUACGGGGAGUUCAGGGCGAGCCGCAAAGCUCUGUCCGUCCUUCGUUUCAACCACCACCAGGGAAACUUCCUGUUCACGGGAUCAUACGAUAACAAGAUAGUGAUGUGGGACAUCGGUGGAGUGGACGGCCAGUACAACUUCAAAGUAAAUCAGCUUCUGAUGUUGGAGGUCAGUGCCACCCCUCUGCACAUCUGCCUGCCCCCGAAAUCCCCAAACGUACACCUGCUGACGGCCUGUGAGGACGGCCUGCACUUCUACAACACGCAGCUGGGCACCACCAACAGCUCAAAGAGCAGGUCAAAAGAAAUGGAGAUAACGUUCCCGAUCUAUAAGAAGGAGGACAAAGACAAUGACUACCACACCAUCGAUGGCCUCAGUUUUCUCACAGAUGACAUAGUUGCCUCCAAGAACUACAUGCAUGGCUCCAUCUACCUGUGGAGCUGGAGCAGGACGAAGGCUCAGCGUCCCGAUAAGAAGAACAACGAGGUGUGUGCCGUGGUGUUGGCCGAGCUGCAGUGGGCCAGCACGGAGAUCCCGUACCUGGCUCUCAACACUUGUCCUGGCCAGGCCUACAUCGUGUGUGGAGAUGACAAGGGCAGGCUGUGGACCUACCACGUCACCGACCUGCAGAAAAACACUUUCCAGGCUGGAAAACCCGUCCUGCCUACUGAGGUGUUGGAGUGGCCGGCCCCGAUGAGGACGGGCCUCGGCCAGGUGGAGGGCCCCUCCAUCAACAGCGUAGCUAUGGACCCGGAGCUCAACUUCCUGGUGGCUCUUAGCGACAAGAACAUGGUGAUCGUGUGGACGAGAGACGAGUCAUCGUGAGCAACGUGAAGGACUGAGAGACUGCAGCUCAUGAGCAGACGACUUGAAGAUCUGCUGGUUUCAUGUAAACCUUCAUUUUUUUGUAGUCUGGAAAGACGAGUUUACCAAAUCUUGGUAUUUUGGAGGUUAAAUAGAAGGUGUUGAAGACUCAAUGAAAGUAACCUGAUUCUAAUCCCCUGUAAAGGGGAAAUUAACCUUUAUGUGCUCCCUGUCAGAGCAUGAACAUGAACUCUCAGGUUCACAGAAGAUUAGAGACGUAGGCAAAGAUGCUGCUUGUGUAAAGCAGCAUAGCCAAGGUGAUGAAAUGUUCACUUUGUGCCACAGAAUUAUUUGAAUUAGUUCUGUUUUAUGUGUCAACAUUUCAAAAACUUCAUUUAAGUCUACUUUAAAAACAAUUGGGCAUCAUUGGCAGCAAACAGAGUUAUAGUUUGACCUCAGGUCUUUUUGAAUUUUGGAUUUUGUUGUUUCAUUUCAUCGAUUUUCCAUUUUAAAUUUACUUCUACUUCUUAAAUAAAAACGCUGCUUUUAAAUAUUUGUCCAGAAACACAACUCCAAAAUAAUUUGUUUCGAGGCUACUGUAAAAAGUAAUUCAUAUCAGGAUUCUGUUUUCAUCUUUUAGUGCUUCCCAAGAAGAGAAGAAAAAAAUAACAAAAUCAGUGCCGGUUUAAUCGUGAACAGAAUUAAACGUUUCAUUGAGUCUCUCAUGCACUGUGAUAUGUAUUCUGUUUUAUUGUACAUAUUUUUAUUGUACAUAUUUUUUUAUGAAUAACUGAAUGUGCACAGACCUUGUCUACGUUUUUUUAGGCCAAUGUUUUGACCUCGGUGAACUUUUAAAUGUUAUAACAAUAAGGAGUGCAAACUCUCCUCUCUGUUAUUACUGCUGUGAGGCAUGAAGAGUAGAAAUGCAGCCUUACGAAAACAACUCUUCAUGUUAUGUAAAGUUGUACAAACAUCAUGUUUAAUAAAAAUAAAAAAAGUCUCGGCACA